Molecule: messenger RNA, 1783 nt
Organism: Chelonus insularis
Lineage: Eukaryota; Metazoa; Arthropoda; Insecta; Hymenoptera; Braconidae
Gene: Faf2
Product: Fas-associated factor 2
Exons: 7
Coding region: 305-1609 (434 amino acids)
Cellular component (GO): endoplasmic reticulum
Molecular function (GO): ubiquitin binding
Source: RefSeq, a predicted model, not a curated record
AUAGUAGACAUUACUGUUUCCAUGAAUAUUAAUGGAGUGAGUAAACGAUUUAAGUAUUUGUAUAUAUCAAAAUAUAUAAAAUUAUUUAGAAAUAUUUUCAGUUUAAAGACAAAUAAAAUUAAGAAGUAAUAAAAAGUAUGUCAACUUUGAAAAACUUCAAUGCAUUACUAGUUUUAUAGUGAAGUAAGAUGCAAAUAUGUGUGAUUAAAAAUUUCAUAUUUGCUAAGAAGUCCAACACUUAUACUGUCAAUGAUUCUAUCGCUUUCUCGCAAUAAUUUUGAAAAAUUGUAGUACAAAUAAUAUCAUGGCGGAUAACGUAUUAGAAGAAUGCAGUAGUGAUCAGCUGGAAAAAGUACUUCAAUUUCAGGACUUAACGAAUAUCGAAGAUCUUUCUGUUUGUCGUGAUGUUUUACAAAGGCAUAAUUGGAACUUGGAAGUUGCCGUUCAGGAGCAACUUAAUUUAUAUGAAGGAAGGCCUUCGAUGUAUGCACAAGAUUUACGGUCAAGACCACCAGCGGUUUUCGAUGAUACUAGCUCGAGAAUUUAUUUUAAUCCAUCUGGCAGCUCUGGUAGUAGCGGUGGCUUCUUAUCCCUUUUAUUUUCCAUGUGUUAUAAUUUAGUAACAAGCAUUUUACAUUUAGUAUUUGCUAUUUUUCAAACCAAUGUACGACCAGUUCCUUCGGAUCCUGUUGAAGAUGUUGUCAAAUUUAUUAGAUUUUACGAUGAAAAAUACGGUGCAAAUCAUCCAGUUUUUUAUCAAGGCUCCUACAGUCAAGCGUUAUCAGAUGCUAAACAAGAAUUAAGAUUUUUACUAGUUUAUUUACACAAAGAUGAUACGCAACAUGUUGAUCAGUGGUGCAGAAAUACAUUAGCUAAUAAUAAUGUUAUUCGAUUUAUAAAUACUCACACGCUUUUUUGGGCUUGUAAUAUACAAUCAGGAGAAGGUUAUAAAGUUACAGAAGCUUUGAGGGCAGCAACUUAUCCAUUUCUCGCACUUAUUGUUCUAAAAGACAAUAGAAUGACCAUAGUAGGACGAAUGGAAGGUGUACCAUCACCUUCAGAAUUGAUAACACGAUUGCAAACAAUCAUUGGAAAUAAUGAAUUAAGUCUUAUACAAGCACGACAAGAGAGAGCAGAGCGUAGCGCUGCACAAUCGUUACGACAACAACAGGAUAAAGCCUAUGAAGAAUCAUUGCGAGCAGACCAAGAGAAGGACCGAAAACGAGAGCAAGAACGAAGAGCUCGUGAGGAACAAGAAGCUCAAGAAAAAGAAAAACUUAACGCCCAGGAAAAAGAAAUUCAAAGAAUUCGUGUAGAGAAAGAGCUCACGAUACAAAAAGUUCCAUUAGAACCAGAGUUUAAUCAUUCAGAUGUUUGUCAUCUUCAAAUCAAACUUGGUGAAAGAACGUUAAAAAGAAGAUUCUUGAUGUCUCAUACAAUUCAGGAUUUAUAUUAUUGGAUUUUUAGUCAACCAGAUUCUCCAGUAAAUUUUGAAAUAACAACUAGUUUUCCAAAAAGAGUGCUCUACCCGAAUGUAGAAUCGGCAACCCUUUUACAACUUGGUUUAACUCAACGGGAAGUUUUACAUAUAAACAGUUUAGAUGAUUAACCUUGUAUUAAGGUUCAUAAAAUUACAUAAUUAUGAACUGAAUAAUAAUUCUAUUUGUUUUUAAAUCAUAAAACAUAAAAUAAGUGAUAUAAAUAUGGAAUGAAUGCAAUAAAAGUAAGCAAUGUGUAAUGUGUGUACGCAAGAUAAAGUAAACAUGUGAUACGUGUAGCUAAA